AACAUAAAUCCCUAACUCGUCUCUCUCUCUCUAUUACUCUGUCAUCACUCAUCAUAAUAGUUCACCGUAGACUCUCUGAGUCGGUGUCACCUGCUGAGAGCCGCCGCUGCCGCCGUUGAGGCCUCUCCACCACUCUUCUCUCUCUAUCGAGAAAAAGGACUUUCUCUCUCUAGGGCCUGAAGGAGAGGAAUAGGACAAGUCUUUUUCUUUCUUUCGUUCCGAACAACGUUGUAUAAAACGCAGAAAUGGCUGCCAAUUUCGCUUCCAGGUGUUUCCGUGCGGGCCGUUCAUUGUUGGGUGGACUUGGCAACAACUUGUCUGAUUUGGUAAACACAUCACGGGAGGUGACGCCCUGCAAUUGCUUGUCUCAACAGCAGAGGAGUUUUAUACAGAUGAGGACUGUUCUCAAAGUUGUCGACAACUCCGGGGCGAAGAAAGUGAUGUGCAUACAAGCUCUGAAGGGGAAGAAAGGGGCAAGACUGGGGGACACGAUAGUUGCAUCUGUAAAGGAAGCCUAUCCUAAUGGGAAGGUGAAGAAAGGAAAGGUUGUAUAUGGAGUUGUUGUCCGUGCUGCGAUGCAAAGGGGCCGUUGCGAUGGAAGUGAAGUCAAGUUUGACGACAAUGCCGUGGUGCUUGUUGACAAGCAAGGCCAACCAAUCGGGACUCGAGUUUUCGGGCCAGUCCCUCAUGAGCUCAGGAAGAAAAAGCAUGUCAAGAUUCUUAGUUUGGCUGGGCAUAUUGCCUGAACUAGUGAGGCGCAUUGGAAUCUGUUUUCCAGCGGUGUGGUGCUUGAGUUUCGACGCUUGAGUUUUGACGAUGUUCAAAUAGCCUAAAUCUUUGCCUGAAUGAUGCUAUGCUGAAAGUUAUAUGCAAAAACUAAUUCUUCAAGUAUGGUGAUGGAGCUUUCCAAGAUUUUGUUUAAACUAAAAAUAAUCAUAGCGCUUAUUGAGUCCUAUUAGUGUUGGUUCUUCUGAACUUUUUGCAGAUUUUGUGGAUCAUCAUGAAUUUACCUUUCCUUUUUCCUCGGAUAUUAUUCAUGAUUAGCCCGCUAAUCCACCAAGUAGUAUGCUUGGUUAGUGCACAUGCGAUGGCUUACUUUAUUUUCACAGGAAAAAGAUAAAAGGGAAGAGUGUUUCAUAAUUCAUUAUGAGGUUGAUGGCUAAAGAA
This is a messenger RNA of Morus notabilis, 1167 nucleotides long. RefSeq names its product 50S ribosomal protein HLP, mitochondrial. Gene Ontology annotation, cellular component: ribosome; mitochondrial large ribosomal subunit. Gene Ontology annotation, biological process: translation. The transcript is spliced from 4 exons. NCBI's taxonomy places the organism in Eukaryota, Viridiplantae, Streptophyta, Magnoliopsida, Rosales, Moraceae. The record is from RefSeq and is a predicted model, not a curated record. The coding region runs from base 246 to 746 and encodes 166 amino acids. Gene Ontology annotation, molecular function: large ribosomal subunit rRNA binding; structural constituent of ribosome.